CUUCACAUCCAAGAAAGGCAAGUUUACAAAUAUGCUGAUAUGCCUACAGUUUUUCCUCUCAAAACAUAUAUUUCUACACUUACAUUACAUACAUUCUCCCCAGAUGAAUAAAGGGUGAAUAAAAAAAAAGUGAAGUUUGAGUCUUUAGUCCAUCCAUGGAUCUUUUACACAGAGCUUAACAGAUUAUUCAGCAAAUUAAAAAAAAAAAGAAAAGAAAUCAAGAAAAUGCCUGCAGUUUGGUUUGCUCUGAAAAGAUCCCUGCGUUGCAAAACAGAGCAACGUGACGUGCAAGAUCCGGACGGCCAAAAAAAGUUAGGCAAAAUAUCGACAAAAAGGUCCAACUCCGGCCGGUCAGGCUGCUCGAGGUCAAUAGCUAAUCUUAAAGAUGUCGUGAUCCACGGUAGCAAGAGACACACCGGAACAAAACCCACGAUUUGCAGCCCGAGAUCCAUCGGCAGCAGCGAAUUAUUGAACCCGAUUACUCACGAGGUCGUGCUGAAUAACUCCACUUGCGAGCUCAAAGUGAGUGCGACGGGCCACGGUUUUCACGAAUCGAAUUUUGUCGGCAUGUUAAAGCCCGGGACUCCGGGCCCAAUGGGCUUUCAUGUGGGCCGAGGGGUUGGGCCGGGCUUUCUUGGCAGCCCGGUUAGGCGGACAGCUAGCAGCCUGUCUCGAAGGAGUUCUGGGUUAGGUGUUGUCUCGGCUAGGCCCAGGUCCUCGUUCGGGCCGGACUCAAAUGGGGCUCUGUUUUGCCAUAAGUGCCACGAGCAGUUUGUGAGGUGGGAAGCUGUGGAGGAGCAUCAUCUUUCCAAGCACGCCGUUACCGAGCUGGCAGAAGGCGAUUCCUCACGAAAGAUAGUCGAGAUCAUAUGUCGGGCCAGCACAGCCCGGCUCGAAAACCCGCGCGGUGGUGGUGGGAUCGAAAGGAUCCUCAAAGUCCACAACAUGCAAAAAACUCUAGCCCAAUUCGAAGAGUAUCGGGAGCUCGUGAAGAUCAAAGCCAGCAAGCUCCCGAAAAAGCACCCUCGUUGCCUUGCUGACGGCAACGAGCUCCUAAGAUUUCACGGGGCGUUUUUGGAAUGUUCACUCGGCUAUAAAGGCUCGUGCAGCCUCUGCAAAUCCGAAAACUGUCGAGUGUGCCGGGUUUUGAGGUACGGGUUCUCGACCAAGAAGGAGCUGACAGGUGGCGUUGGGGUGUUCACGGCCUCGACUAGCACGCGGGCUUUCGAGUCGAUACAAGGGCCCGAAUGUGGUGUGGGCCCACGAAAGGCGUUGAUUGUGUGUAGGGUUAUUGCGGGAAGGGUUCAUAGGCCGCUCGAGAAUAUACAAGAGAUGGUGGGGCAAACUGGGUUCGACUCGCUGGCAGGGAAAGUCGGAGUUCAUUCGAACAUUGAGGAGUUGUAUUUGCUCAGCCCAAGGGCUUUGCUGCCUUGUUUUGUGGUGAUUUAUAAAAGCUAAUUGGGUUUUAUGUUCUGAUUUUUCUAUUCUUUUUCCCACUUGGAUAUAUAUAGUAUUGACUUGGAGUUUAUUUGUUUAUGAAUUCUGGUAAAGAGCAAUUGUUUUUAGCCCCUAGCUGGUGUUAGAAUUUGGGGGGUGUUUGAUGGGAAGUGGUAUGUAUAGAACUGCUAAAGGAAUAAUGAGAAUACAAUUUUUUUU
Molecule: messenger RNA, 1656 nt
Organism: Striga asiatica
Lineage: Eukaryota; Viridiplantae; Streptophyta; Magnoliopsida; Lamiales; Orobanchaceae
Source: the annotation of a GenBank genome assembly